AUGAAGAAGAAUAAUGUUUCUUGUAUGGCUAAAGUGAAGGAUGACAUUUCGUGUCCGUUUAGUGCUCAGUUUUUUGACUUCUGUGAUCCUGAAUUAUUUUCGGAAGCUCUUCAGAAUUCUGAGGUUACUUCCUCUUCAAACUGUUGUUAUGAAGAAAACUCAUCUUAUACCAAAAAUCCCACCUCCUUGCCCACAGAUGUCGACAAGUUUAAUAACAGCUACCAGGACAACACCAAUGCUAAUACUAACACAACCACGCCGGCCACCACCGCGACGAGCACCACCACUAACAACACCACCAACAACAACAGCAGCAACAAUCUCUCAAUAAUCUUUGACUCUCAAGAUGAAAUUGACAAUGACAUCUCAGCCUCCAUAGACUUCUCCCCAUCUCCUUCCUUUUCUGUCAAUCCAUUUUUCUCUACAGAACUAUAUCAAUUCGACUUCUCUUCGAUGCAGCCUCAUCAAAUCCCAAUGUCCAAUGUAAACGUAGAUGGACUUUCAUCACAGUACCCUGUCGAACCCGUCGCGCCAAGUCUUUUGGGGCCUCAUCAUCAGCCAUUGCCAUCAGUUUUUGAAGAAGAUUGCCUUUCCUCCGUACCUUCUUAUGUCCCUUUGAACCCUUCUUCUCCUUCCUGCUCUUUUCUCGGCGCUGCUGCAAUGACAACAUACAUGCCUACUGGAACGAUGAGCGCCGCAUUAUCCACCGAUAGCGGUGGGAUUUUUUCCGGCGGCAUUCUUCGAGGUUCCGACUUGCAACUUCAGGAAUUAGACUAUCAGGGUGAUAACGGCGGAAUUUACUGUCCCGAUUCUCUGCAGCGCGUUUUUAACCCUGGAGAUUUACAGAAGGCUUUAAGUGGAGACAGUCAACAACGGGUGGGAGGGGCGAGCAGUUCGACUGCUGUAGCAUCGGAGCUAUCAAGUUUGGAGGAUUCAACAUUUAAAGUAGGCAAGUUAUCAGUUGAGCAGAGGAAGGAGAAGAUCCAUAGGUACAUGAAGAAAAGAAAUGAGAGGAAUUUCACCAAGAAAAUCAAGUAUGCCUGCCGGAAAACGUUGGCCGACAGCCGGCCUAGAGUCAGAGGAAGGUUUGCAAAAAACGAUGACUUUGGAGAGACGCACAGAACAAGUUGUAGCAAUCCUGAAGAAGAAGAUGAAAACGAAGUGAGGGUUAUUAAAGUAGAAGAUGAUAUGAACGAUUCCUCUUCAGAUAUCCUUGGACACAUCACUGGCGUAAACUCUUUCAAAUUCAACAAUUAUUCAAUCCAAUCCUGGAUUUGAUGAUGACGAUGAUGAAUAGCUAGUUUAUUGGCAACAUCAACAAUGAACAUAUAUCUCUACAAUUUUGGAACAGGACCCUAUUUCAGCCAGGAUUAUCUCCAGCUGGGUUUAAUAAACACAGAAAGUAAAUAACAGGGGGUCUUUAUAUUAUUAUGAAUAACUGAGUCGGGAGGGUUAUAUACAAAUUAAUUGAAUAACCAGCAUAAUUUUUGGUAGAUAUUUUUCCAUCUUUUAUGAUCGAAUUCUAAGUCCAUGUCUGUACAAGCAGCAGCAGUAAUAUCGAACUGGCUUAAAUGCUUGUUGCAGAAAUUUAUGUAUAGUUGUUCCCCAAAAAUUGUAAUUAAGAUGUUUACGUACUUACGUUGUAGCUUUUAUUAAUUUUCUGAGUCCAGAACCAGAGACGAUUAUCAUUAUCAUUAAUCAUUAUUAAGAUGGCACACUUCA
This is a messenger RNA of Pistacia vera, 1722 nucleotides long. Its product is annotated as zinc finger protein HD1-like. Gene Ontology annotation, biological process: regulation of flower development. Gene Ontology annotation, cellular component: nucleus. Gene Ontology annotation, molecular function: protein binding. The transcript has 5 exons. Lineage: Eukaryota; Viridiplantae; Streptophyta; Magnoliopsida; Sapindales; Anacardiaceae. The coding region runs from base 1 to 1278 and encodes 425 amino acids. The record is from RefSeq and is a predicted model, not a curated record.